AAAGUAAUACUGUGCAGCGUGUCUGUCUAUGGGGCUUAUUAACUUGGACUAACAAUAUUUAUAGUUAUAUUUAGAGAUAAAACUAAUAUCGAGCUGUUAUCUUGCCCAGGUUGUUUGUCUUUACACUGAUCUGCUCAGGUCGGACUUGCAAAUUCGAUGAUACAAGGCGUGCCAGUGCCCUGUACAUGUGAUAGCGAGGGGAGGUGAUUUUGUUAGAGUUCGCUGGGGGACCGAUUGCAUUGCUUGAGAGUCUGACCUCCCCAGAGCGGUCUGCAGAUUAGAUUUGGAUUGCUGGAUAUUUCUUCUCGUUUUGAAAUUGUUUGCGACUGUUACCGAAAGCGAAGGGGAAGAGAAAGGACUCAGUGUUUUCAACUAUGGGAGCAUCGACAUCUGCGCGGCGGGACGGCAAGAGCCCGGGGGAUGCAUCCACGGCCCAGGAGCAGGAUGUGCUUUCGAAUGAGAGUCAGGGAGGGGAGAACGUUGGUUCAAAGCUCCUACAGAAGAAUGGAAAGAUCUCUGAUCUGAAUGGGAAAACAGAUGACCAAAUAGAGGGCUUCGAUGGCCGCUCUGGGGAGAAAGUCCUGGCAGAAGUUGGUCAGGCAGACUCUGUGUUGGUGUCUCAGAAGGAUGAUAUCCUAGAGGUCAUGGAGGUGCUCCAAGAUGAAGUCACUACUCUGACAGCAGAGAAGGAAUUGCCCAAAAUGUAUAGCCCGUCUCUAACAGACGAGAAAGCCACCAAUGAAGAGCCAAACGAUGCUAGGGAAGUUGGAUUCAAGAAAAUCUUCAGAUUUGUUGGGUUUAAAUUCACACUUAAAAAAGACAAGCCUGAAAAACCUGCCCCUGUGCAACCGACUGUCAACGAAGAGGAGGCAGAAGAAGCAAUUGGCCCUGAGAUCACUGAAAAAAUUCCAGAGGUGCUGGAUGGUAGAGAAGGAGCCUCUGAAUCUCCCACUGAAGUUGUUGUCUGUAAGGGAGUGGACAAGGAGACAACUGAACAGUCUGUAGAGCAGACAGAGAAUAUUGAGGAGAUAACCCCAGAGGCAGAGCCUCCCAUAAGCCCCGUUGUCCAGGAGAUCCAGUCACCAAUAAAAAGAUUCUUCACACAGGGCAUUUUCUCCAGUUUAAGAAAAAGAUCCAGCUUUAAAAAGCCUGCAGAAGAAGCACCACUUAAAGAGAAAGUUGUAGAAAAAGAAUCUAAUACGGAAAAGGCAGAAUCCCCAAAAGAGGAAAGUAAAACCUCCACAGAAGACGAGGUCCCAUCUCGACCUGAGCACGAACACCAGAGUACUGCACCAGAGGAACCUAAGGUUGGGUCGCUCACUGAAAUAACACUGGCUGCUGAAGAGAAACAAAAUGAGGGUAAAAUUGAGGUUAAAGCCCACACCGUUCAAACUGCUUCAGAGGAAGACACAAGUACCCUGCCAGCUGACACUGGUAAUGACAUUAAGGCUACAGAACAGGAAUCAGGGGACACUGUUAGUGAGUGGACAUGUCCUGACAAGGUCAAACCAGUGUUAACAACUGAGGCAAACCUUCUGUCAUGUCAAGAAAAGGUUAAGAACCAUGGAAGUCCAUUAAAAAAACUAUUCACUGGGACGAACUUGAAGAAACGUUCCAAGAAACUGAAAGGAAAGAGAGAGGCUGAGACAAAGUUAAGCACAUCUGGUGAACCUGCUGCUGAACAGCUUCAGUCUUCUACUGACUCAGCUGAGAGCCCUAGGAUUGACAGCUCCUUCUCUUCUCCUGAGGAAUCAACAGAAUAUGUCAAUGGUGAUCCCCUGCAAGCUGAAGCUGAAGCAGACAAAGUCAGCUCAGACGAGGAAAGGAAGAGGGAUGGGAUCCAGCCAUGGGCUUCCUUCAAAAAGCUCAUGACACCAAAGAAACAAGCAAAAAUGUCUUCAGAGAGUGAAGAUGAGGCUGCUGAAAAGCCCAAGACAGCGACUCUGUCCUCAGUGAACAAUUCUGUGUUCACCGAACAGCAGGAAGAGCAGAAACCCAGUGAAGAAAAAAAGGUGGAACUCAGCACAGAAGAACCCCCCAGAAAGAAGGAAUCAUCUAUGUCCUGGGAAGCCCUACUCUGUAGGGGGUCUGCUAAAAAGAGAGCCAGGAAAACAUCUGACUCUGAUGGGGAGAAGGUGGAGGAGGAUGAAGAUCCUGGGAGAACGGUUGGAUCUCCUAUUGGAAGUUCCCAAGAUGGGGAGCAUGAAUUGUUAAUGUCCUCUCCUGAACAAGCAGGGAGCCCCUCUGAAGGAGAUGGAGAGUCCACCUGGGCAUCUCUGAAAAGGCUUGUCACCCCACGAAGGAGGGCCAGAUCUGAGGAUAGAGCUGAAGAUUCUGCUGGUUUCUCUGCCGAACAGGUACCCUCAGACAGUGAGAUGCUCAAAGAAGAGAUGUCAUUUUCCCUUAAGAGGCUCAUCCCUGGCCGUAGAAAGAAAGGGCUGGAUGGAAAACAGGAGCAGGUUUUGUCUGAUGAGGGUGGCAAGGACUUUGGAUCAGCUGAGGAGGACUCAGACACACCUGCCGUGAUUCCUUUGUCAGAAUUUUACUUAACAGAGUUUGAGGAGGUGGGUUUCAUCCCUAAAGGGGAGGCAGCAGAGAAGCAAAUGGACACCAUUGAUCCUGAGGUAACAAAGCAAGAGUUGCCUAUUCCAGAGCCUACAGUCACAGUUCCUCAUGAAACCUUGCCCACUGAAGUCAAAGAAACACAGGACACACUCAUAGAUGGCAUGGAGGAACAAUCAGCUUCCUGGAUUCUAACCACAGCUGAGGUGGAGACUGAGGAUAAAACUGAGAGCAUAACUACACAUCAGCAGUUAAGUGAUAUACCAGAAGAAGGGGCAAUUGAGGAUACAGCUGUUACCCCAAAGUCUAUGGCUGAAGAGGUUUGUCAGGAUGACACAAUAGCUGAAGAUGUUAUUGAGUUGACGUCUGAGGCUGUGACAGCACCAGAGGAGGCAUCAGAAGAGUCAUUUGCAGAGGAAUCAACAGAAAUGGUUUCAGCAGUUUCCCGUCUGACAGAUUCUCCUGGAACAUCUGGAGAGACUACACCAGUGGCAGCACAGUAUGAGGUGAAAGAAACAAAAGCUGUUCUGCGAGAUGCUGUGGAAAAUAUCAACUUAUCUGUAGACAUCAUAACUGCAACAAAAGAGGUAGAAAAGGUUUUAGUGACACACGCAAUAUCAGAGACCACAGCUUUCUGUAUAGGCCUGGACUCACAGGAAAUCCAACCUGUUGAGGAAGCCCGAGUGAAAAUCUAUGUGGUGGGCGUCCCUGAAGUCAGUGAGGUGCUAUCUGCAGAAAUAGUGUCGAAAGCUAAGAGAGAUAAGAUUGAAGUUGUUGGAAUAACCCAGGAGGAAGUCUAUGAAGCUCAGGUUGAAGUGGUCAAGACUGAAUUCAAAGAAGAGGUGGCAGAAGCGAUUCCACAAGUCAUGGAGGUGGAGGUUGAGCAAAUUAAUUCAGUGAAAAAUGUGUCCACAUAUAAUGCACUUGAUAAAAUUUCUGAGGUUAUGCAAAUGGAAGAAGUAGAAUCAGUAAAUGAACUACAGGAACUCAGACCAGUUCAAAAAUAUGUAGUGAAUUUGGAGAAUGUCUCAGUUGAUGAUCUAAAUGAACAAGUGGUGAUAGAAGACAAACCAAAGUUUGAGCCUGAGGAGGAAGAGGAACCCCUCUGCAGUCCGUCUGCACAAGUCAUUAAAGCACCCAUCAUGAAAGGAGAAAAAGAGGAGGAACUAGACAGAGCUGAUAAGUCUGAAGGUAAUGUGAAAUAUUACCCAAUGCCAGGUGUGAUCCACUGCCUAAGAGAGGAAUUCAGUGCCUGCAUGUCUGAGCCUCCCACUGCUGAAAACGCAGGAGACCAGGAGACUCCAAUUAAUGCAGAGGCAGCGGCCAUCCACUUGGCUGUGGCUGAGGCGGCUAUCAGCAUUAUCAACCCAUCCACUGCAUCCACUGAAUCAGAAAUACAGGACAUUACAAAUGAAGUCACAAUAGAAAGAGUUUCUUCCAUAAAAUUUAUGGAUAGCCAUGAAAUCGAUGUCCUGUUGGAAGAUACGGAAUUUCACUCAGCAGAAUCCAUCAUUGAGGCAGAAAUCGAAGCUGCAUUAACUGAUACCAUUUUUGGGGAGGACAUUUAUGAGAGAGUGGAGGAAAAGCAGGAAGUGAUGAUUGCAGAGCAAGUGACCAAAUUGGCAACCACUGAAGAGCAGAGCUCAAUUACUGUUCAGGAGACACUUGAAAAUGUGUUGGAAAGCUUAAUAGAACCAGCAACAGAAUUGGAGGCUGCUGAAUCACAUGAGGAAGAGGGAAAAUGCACAUCAAUUCUGGAAAACUUAAUACCAGCAAGCAAAUUAAUAGAGGAACCACAGAUAGCAAAGGAGCCUGAAGCAGUGUCAUUGAUUGUUAAUAAAGCUGAAAAAAUACCAGAGGACAUAAAAUGUUUAACAAUGCUAUCAGAUGCCUCUAUUGAGGUAGAAGUGCAGUCACCUACAGGUCAGGAAGCAGAAGAUGUGCCCACACAGUCAGAAGUGGUAGAGGCAGAAUUAAGUGAUGUUCAUGUGUUAGAGGAAACGGAGAUAGCAGCAGUGACUGAGACAUAUGUGAGACCCAUUCUAGAGGAAAAUCCGAUUGAUGAAAGUAUUCCAAUGGAAGCAAUAGAAAGCCUUGAAAAAACUGCAGGGCAUCAUGAAGAGGAGCAGAGAAGCAAAAAUCAGGGAGUGGAUACAGAAACACCGGACAUGGAAGUUAAAUUUCUGGAGGAACAAAUGGAAGAAGAUGGUAAAGAAACUAUGGGAGCGGUAUCUCUGGAAGAGGGGAGACGAGAGAUGGGGAAAAAUGUAGAGAAUCAUCUACAGUCAAAAACACAGACAGAGGCAGUGGAACAUGACCAGAACCAGGUGGACAGUGAAGGAUGUUCACAAAGAGAGACACACAUAAUUAUAGAGCUGCAACAAGAUAACCCUCUGUGUCCCCAAUAUACGCAAGAUAUGGAUGUUUUUCUCAGCUAUGAAGAAGAAUAUGUGAUGGUCAAGCAGGAAGAUGUGAAAGAGGUAUCACUUAAUGCUCUUGCACCACAUGUUCCCAGCCAGAUGAAGGAUGUGGAAGACUUCCUGAGCCAGACUAGAGUCGCAGGAGAAACUUCACAUCCAGGGGAAAUGAAUAAAGAAUAUGCACAGCAGGACUCACCGUAUGAAUUACAGAGUGUGAACAGUGAAAUGUCAAAAUAUCUCACAGAAACUACUGACGCUACAACAGAACAAUGUAGCCAGAAGGACAAAUACGUCCAAAGUCAAGUUGUGAAAACAGUUAUCCAGAUGCAAAUGCCACUGACAGGAACACGUAAACAAGAGGUAGAAAUCACUGAAGACCAGAGUCGCAUUGUUGAGGAAACACAGUUUGAGAAUGCAGCCGACAGCAUGACUCAAGAUGCUGCAGAAUCAAAUGAGGAAGGUGGUGAGAUUUUUACCAGCUGUUUAAUUAGUCAGGAACUAGAGGGAGACAUUACCCAAAAGCCCAUGAAAGACUCUGAACAAACUACAGCGACAACAAACUUAGAGGCAGUGAGUGAAAUAGCAAAACCAGAGGAUGCACAGAGCCAAGAAGGGUCAUCAGAAGAAGUGAUAAGAAAAGCCUCUGAAGAUGGCACCAUUCAAGAGGUGCUCAUGAAAAAUGAAACAACGAAGAAGAGUCAAACCCAGGCUUCUGGUGAUGGGCAAGCAGGAGCUUUUCCUGCUGAGGUAAAAGAACAGGCAUCAGCUAUACAAAACAUCACAGACCACUUAAGGGGAGAUGCAGAGGCUAUGAACCUGAUAGCUCAGAUUGAAACAGUAGAGGCAACCGUGGAGGCAAUAGAAGAGCUGAUCAGCAAAAUGGAACCAAAUUCUACAGAGCUAACAGCAGCAUCUUGAACUGAUAUCUACAUGAUCUGUCUGGAAAAUUGAUUGACCGGAAGGGCUUGAGAGACUGAUUCCAGGAGUGGUGUCCCUAACUGAAGGCCAUCUCCGCCCUUCUCCUGGCACCACCUGCCAAUCCGACCCACCCCCCACCCAGGAUGUAUCUAGGAGCUCCCCUAACCACACCCUCAGCUGCUACACGUCUAACACUUCAAAAGCUUUCACCCAACUUGUAGUUGCUGAUGUAUGUCUGCUCUCUUUAUCAACCCCCCUGUUUUGGUGCCUGGGAGCCUUUUACUGUCCCUCAGAGUGAACCAUGCUGAUGGUUUCACACUGUAAAUGAUAUUUGUAUCUAUAUUAAGGCCAUGUUCAACCUCCCUUCAUUCCCUUUUUUGUAUUUACACUCAAAUACAGCCCUAAUGAAUAUAUGCAGAUAAUAAAAAAAAAAAAAAACAUUUAUUAAAAUUAUGCUUUUUAUGGCAGAUUAUGACAAAAUAGGUGAAUGAGAUUAUGGAAAUAUGUAUUCCGUAGGCAUGUCCUUCCACAGAAUUUAUUUAUGCUGUGACGCAUUAGGAAUAUUAAAUAUUGUGUGUCAGCUUUGUUGUGAUAUCCUGUUCAGCAUCUGCAGCUAACUCCACCUUUAAACAGAAGGUGAAUGGCUAAUCUAAUAUUAUUUCUUGACAAAUUCUAAACAAAUUGUUGUUUCUAAAGUUGUGAAACUUAAAUGAUUAAAUCUAGGUAUGCCUUGUUAUAAAAAUUAAUACUAUGCAAUCUCUUUUUGGUUGAAGACAUUGCCAAUAUUUACCCUGGCUACAUACGGAAAACUGCAAUUGGUCUGAAGGCAGUAUAUGUGAAGAGGUUGUUUGGGGGUUCAAGAUUUACAGAUGCACAUUUUUGUGGUGCGCUGUUGUGUUGUGCCCUCUGCUGGCCGUAUGUGGUAAACGAACUAUCUUCUAUUGUCCCCACAACACAGCAAUGGUUCAGGUCAUUAUACAGCAUGUAUGAGAUGCAUACUUGCAGCUAAUGAUCAUGGAAGAGUAUAAAGGGCGUGGCCAUAAGAAUAAACAGAUAAUUAAACUGUUGCUUGCUUCCCACAGAUCAGACUUGAGACUUGACCCGCUGAAAAGUAAAUGGCCUGAUAAGCCCAUUGUUAAUGUAGCAGCAAGCCAGUCUCUGUUUUUGUUGUCUAAGGUCAGAGAAUAUUCAGUUAUCCACAAUUGUCUUUUGACUUUUUUAUAACUUAAAUGUGAACUUGGUAACAUUUGUACAAACUGUAUACCUGUGUACCUGACAUAUUAUUGUAAUAUUAACAAAUUUAAUAUAAAAUAAAAAUAAUACUUAAA
Anguilla rostrata (American eel) is the source of this 7228-nucleotide messenger RNA. RefSeq names its product A-kinase anchor protein 12-like. Gene Ontology annotation, biological process: signal transduction; regulation of protein kinase C signaling. Gene Ontology annotation, molecular function: protein kinase A binding; calmodulin binding. NCBI's taxonomy places the organism in Eukaryota, Metazoa, Chordata, Actinopteri, Anguilliformes, Anguillidae. The transcript has 4 exons. The coding region runs from base 375 to 5900 and encodes 1841 amino acids. The record is from RefSeq and is a predicted model, not a curated record. Gene Ontology annotation, cellular component: cytoplasm.